AUGGAGGGUGAUUUUGGGAAGGAGCGGUUCCAGGAGCUGCAGGAGCAGCGCAUGACCGUCCAGAAAAAGACCUUCACAAACUGGAUCAACAAUGUCUUCUCCAAGAACAAGGUUGAUAUAGUGAUCAGGGAUAUGUACACAGAGCUGAAGAGCGGUGUCUAUCUGAUCAGGCUGUUGGAGCUCAUCUCUGGAGAGAAGCUGCCCUCUCCGAGCAAGAAGAGCAUGAGAGUGCAUUACCUGGAGAACAACAGCAUUGCCAUCCGCUUCCUCAAGACCAAGAUAAGAGUGGAUCUGAUUGGCCCGGAGAACGUUGUUGAUGGCGACCGCACCCUGAUCCUGGGACUCAUCUGGAUCAUCAUUUUGCGCUUCCAGAUCUCAUCCAUCACGCUGGACGAGGAGUUUGGUACCAGUACCGCCCGCCGCUCUGCGAAGGAGGCCCUGCUGAUCUGGUGCCAGCGCAGGACAGCCGGCUACAACAACGUCUGCGUGCAGGACUUCUCAGGCAGUUGGAGUGACGGCCUUGCCUUCAACGCCCUGAUACACGCCCAUCGGCCUGACCUGCUUGACUACGGUUCCCUGCAGCCGCACCAGCCCCUGGUGAACCUGCGCACCGCGUUCAGGGUGGCAGAGAGCGCGCUGGGUAUCUCGUGCCUGCUGGACCCCGAGGACGUGGCCGUGCCCCACCCCGACGAGAAGUCCAUCAUGACCUAUGUGUCUCUCUACUACCACUACUUCUCCAAGCUGAAGCAGGGCCAGACUGUGCAGAAGAGGCUCUUCAAGAUCGUAGGGCUGCUGAAGGAGCACGAGGACCUGAGGCAGCAGUAUGAGAAGAUGGUGUCAGACCUGCUGGCCUGGAUCAAGGCCAAGGUGGUGGAGCUCGAUGGCCGGCACUUCCCCAACUCCCUGCAAGGCGUGAGGCAGCUGGUGAGCCUUUUCAAGGACUACCGCAUGCGUGAGAAGCCACCCAAGUACCAGGAGCGCGGGGCCCUGGAAGCCCUCUUCUUCAACCUUCGCAUGAGGCUGAGGGCCAACAACCAGCGUGUCUACCUGCCCCCCGAGGGCUGGGGACUGGGGGACGUGGAGAGGCAGUGGGGGGUGCUGGAGCAGGCGGAACACGGCCGGGAGAGGGCCCUGCAGGAGGAGAUGCUGAGGCUGGAGCGGCUGGAGCAGCUGGCGCAGAAAUUCGGGCGCAAGGCGGCCCUACGUGAGGGCUACCUGGCGGACACUGGCAAGCUCCUAGCCAAGCAGGACUACCGAGCCCUGGGGAGCCCAGAAGCAGCACAGGCUGCCAUCUGCAGGCUGGAGGCCCUCACUGCAGACCUGCACUCCCGGGGGCAGCGAUUCCAAGCGCUCCGUGACAUGGCAUCCAUGAUCGAGAGGGAGGACUACCACAGCAAGGGGCAGAUCACACAGAGAGAGGAGGCGAUCGCUCGGCGAUGGAGAGAGUUGCUGCACCAUCUGCAGAGGCACCGGGAGACCCUACAGGAUGCUGUGCAGACUCUGGGGCUGCUGAAGGUCGUUGAGGGUGUGUCACAGGACCUGCAAGAGCUGCAGGCCCUGGCCUCCUCUCCAGACUAUGGGAAGCAGCUCCCGGAGACUGAAGCCCUGCUGCAGAGGCAGGAGCUGUUGGACUCUCAGAUCUCCUCUCAGGGGGAGACUCUACGGAGCCUGACCCGGAAAGUGGGCGGGCUCAAGGCUGAGCAUCAGGUACAGACCCGGGUGCAAGCCCUUAACACCCAAUACCAGAACCUGGAGGCUCAAAGCAGGAUCAGGAGGCAGGCCCUGCUGGAGCAACUCCAGGUGUUUGAGUUCUUCAGGGACUGUGAGGAGGUCGAGUCCUGGAUCUACGAAAAGUGGCAGCUGGUUCGAACCUCCAACCUGGGGAGAGACCUCAACCAGAUCCUGCUGACAACCCAGAAACACAAGGCUCUGGAAGCCGAGGUGCUUUCCCAUAAGCCCCUGUGCAGUGGGGUGGUCAAGAAAGGUCACGACCUCUGCAGGAAGGGCCAUCCGAAUGAGCGGGCGAUCAGGAAGUGGGCGGAGACUCUGCAGAGACAGUGGCAGCAGCUGACAGACGAGGUGGCCAAUCGCAAGACACGACUGCAGGCGGCAGAGCUCAUCAAACAGUAUUUUGUCGAUGUGAACGAGGCGGACUCCUGGCUUCGGGAGAGGAAGCCCCUGCUCACCAGUGAGGAUUGUGGGAAGGACGAGUCAAGUGCAGAGGCCCUGCUGCAGCGACACCUCCGGCUGGAGAAGGAGAUAGCAGCUUACUCGUCGGAGGUGAAGCGGCUGGGGGAGCAGGCCAAGAGCGCCGCCCUGCAGGCCCCUCUCACUGAGGAGCCCCAGGAGAAGCUGAGGGUGCCGGACAGCGCUUCCUCAGAGGACGAGGGGGAUGGGAAGGAGAGAGGACGGCCGCUGAGCCGGAGAGCAGCCGGAGGGAGGAACCUUGAACCAGGGGCUGGGGGGAACGCACAGCCUGCACAAGCCAAGAUGAGAUUGACCUUCAGAGAUGGGAAGCUGGAGUUCCCCCGUGGUCAGGUGAUGGAGGUGCUGAGUAAGAGGGACGGUGACAAGUGGAGGCUGAAGAACAGUAAGGGAGAGGUGGCACUGGUUCCAGUCUCCCACCUCACUGAGCUGGAAGCCAAGGUGGUGGUACACUCCCCGGUGUUGAAGAAUGGGGUUCAGCGGAGCCCCCCGACCAAGGUGAGCCGACCCAGGCGCAGUCGCUCGAUGCGUCGCGGCACCACAGAGAUCCAGUUCAGCUCAGCGACCGGACCCGACCCACACCUUGACCCAGACACUAUCCACAGCACCCAGAGUGCGCUGGACUCCGAAUUCAAUACCCUGCUCAGACUGGCCCAGACUCGGAGGACAGCCCUGGAGGAGACGAUCCGGCUCUUCCGAUUCUAUAGCACGUGUCGGGAGUGCGAGUCCUGGAUGGGGGACAAGGAGAACGUGCUCAACACCUUCCAGCCCAAAUCCGAGAACGUAGAGGUCAUGCAGAUCAAAUACCAGAACUUCCUGACGGAGCUGGCGGGUGGGAGGGGCCGGCUGGAUGACAUCACCAGGCUGGGGGAGGAGCUAGUGAAGAGUGGCCACAGCAAGAAGGACGAGAUCCGGGCGAGAGAGGAGCAGGUCACCAACAGGUGGGAGCGGCUGCAGCACCUCAAGGAUGAGAAGGGGCGGGAGCUGCUGGGCACGGCUGAUGUCAAGUCCUUCCUGCAGAGCUGCCAGGAUGCCCGGACCCUGCUGCAGGACAAGCUGGUCCAGCUGGAGGGCACCGAGCUGGGCAGCACCUCACCUGCUCUGGAGGCUGAACGCCGUAGGCAGGGCCAUGCCGAGAGAGAGAUAAUGGCGUUGGAGAGGAGGAUCGAGUACCUGAAGGGCAUAGCCAAGAUGAAGCAGGACUUGAGCCCCGCGGAGAGUGCUGCAAUUCUGGCAGAGGUGCGCGAUCUGGAGCGCCUGCUGGAGCGAGUGAAGGUGCAGGCAGAGGGGCGGAGGAGAGGAGUGGAGGAGGCACUGUACAGGGCUCACUUCCUCCAGGAGACUCAGGACUUGCAGCUCUGGGCGGAGGGCGCUCGCGACAGGCUGGUGGGACAGGAGAGCGGCUCUGACCUGGCCUCUGCAGAGAGGCUCGUGCAAGAGAACCAGGACCUCCGGAAAGAGAUGGAUGCACAGCGGGAGAGGUUGCAGUCAGCAGAGGCUCUGGGGGACUCCCUGUCCAGCUGCUCUCCUGGCAAGGCAUCUGAGGUGAGACAGACUCUGGGCAAGCUGAACCGCCAGUGGGCAGAGCUGGAACACCUGUGGACCAAUCGGGACAGGCGUCUGCAGGAGGGGGUGGAGCUGCAGCACUUCAACCGCGAGGCUGACCGAAUUGAAGCGGCACUGUCGAGUCACGAGGCCAGGCUUCGAGUGCAGGACCUGGGGGACUCAGUGGACAGCGUGCAGAGCCUGCUGAAGAGACAGGAGGAGCUGGAGAGCCUAGUGAAGGUGCUGGACCCCAGGAUCAGGGGUCUGCAGGAGAAGGGGGACCAGCUGGCAGGGAAACGGCACUUUGCUGCUAAAAACAUCCAGCAGAGGGCGCAAGCAGUGCAGCGCCAGAGAGAGAAGCUGGGAGAGAGCAGGGACUCCAGGAGGAAGAAGCUGCAGGAGUCAAUGAAACAUCAGGAGUUUAAUCGCGAUGCCGCAGAGCUGCUCCUGUGGAUGGAUGAAAAGUUCAAGAUUGCAGAGGAUGAAUCGUACCGAGACCCGACCAACAUCCUGCUCAAACUGAAGAGACACGAGGCGGCAGAGAAGGAGAUGCAGGCUAACCAGGUGCGACUGGAGGAGCUCAAACAGGCGUGUGCGGCGAUGCUGGCGGAGGGUCACCCUGCCCGCCGCGCGCUCCAGGAGAAGAUGGGCGAGGUGAGCGACAGGUGGGCGGAGCUGCAGGGGAAGAUGACGGAGCGCGGAGACAAGCUGAGGCAGGCCGGGCAGCAGGAGCAGCUGAUGGAGCUUCUGCAGGAUGCCAAGGUGAACAUGGAGGCGAUCGAGAGGAUGCUGCAGGAUGCUGGGAAAGGUCACGACCUGCGCUCUAGCCGGCAGCUGCUGAAGGAGCACCGGCAGCUGGAGAGCGAGACGCGAGAGCUGGCAGAGAAGAUGAACGCCAUCGUAAGCCGCGCAGAGAACAUGGCAACCAACCACUUCGACUCUCAGAGGAUCCUGAGAGAGACGCAGAAAUACCUGGACAGGUUCAAGUCCCUGCAGCACCCCUUGUCUCAGCGGAGGACCCAGCUGGAGGCGUCGGUGGUGCUGUACGAGUUCUACCACGACCUGGACGUGGAGCGAGGCUGGAUCUCGGAGCGCUGGCCCAGCGCAACCUCCACCAACUAUGGGAGGUCACUGGACACUGCACAGAGCCUGCUCCAGAAACACAGGGAGCUCCAGGCAGAGGUGAAGGCUCACAAGCAGAACCCCCAGCGAGUCCUGGAGAAGGGGAGGGUGAUGGGCGGCUCUCGAUUCUUCAGUGGAGAGGACAUUGCGGAGCGCAGCAGGCAGCUGGGAGAGGACUGGGAGCAGCUGGAGAGCGCCUGCGAGCACAGGGCUGCAGGGCUGCUUCACUCGGUCACACUGCAGCAGUUCCAGCAGGACUCUGCUGAGCUGGCGUCCCGCCUGUCUGAGACCCUCCCUCUGGUCAGCAGUGAUGAUUAUGGGAAGAGCGAGCUGUCCACUCUGAGCCACAUGAAGAAGCACAAGGCUGUGCUCACUCAGAUCGAGGCAUUGGGUGGACAGGCUGCAGAGCUGCGGUCCCAGCGGCUGGAGGAGGCUGUGCUUCAUCACGAGUACCAGCGGGAGUCCACUGAGCUGAAGGACUGGAUCGCUGAGCAACGGCAGCACGCCUGCUCUGAGGAUUAUGGGGGCGACUAUGAGCAUGUGCAGCUUCUGCGAGGGACGUAUGAGGGGCUGCAGCGCCUCCUGGAGGUGGGUGCAGAGCGGGUACGAGGCUGCCAGGAGCUCGCUGAUUCCAUCAUCCUUCACGGCCACCCCCAGUCCCGGGACAUCCGACAGGCUCAGGACCAGCUCAGGCAGUCCUGGGAGGAGCUGAGGGGGCUGGCUCGGGUUCGAGGGCAGAGGCUGCAGGAAGUGGAGGAAAUCCACAAGAUCAACCGAGGCCUGACUGACGCCCUCGCUGACAUCGAGGAGAAAUACAAAAGCAUCCCUGACAAUAUUGCAAAGGACCUGCGGGGGGCGCUAACACAGCUCCGCAAGCAUGAAGCACUGGAGCAUGAACUAGCUGGAAACGAGCAGCAGCUGCAGGAGCUGCUGGACAGAGCAGACAAGCCUUUGGGCGGCUGCCCCCCUGAGCUGGCCGGAGCCCUGCAGGAGAGGCAGCAGGAGGUGGUGGAGAGCUGGGAGAGGCUGCGAGUGAAAGUGGAGCAGAGGAGAGAGGACCUGGAGCAGACCUGCCAUCAACACCGCUUCAUCAACACUGUGCAGGACUAUGUACUGUGGUGCGAGGAGGUGCUGAGGGGGAUGCGCGUGGAAGAAUUGGUGCGUGACGUGUCAGCCUGCGACCUGCAGCUCACCCUGCACCAGCAGCUCCGUGCGGAGAUGGACGCUCGCGAGGAGACAUACAGCCUGGGGCUCAGCUUGGGGCGGGAGCUGCUGCAGGAGGAGAUCCCAGCCACCAGAGAGAUCCAGGACAAGCUGCAGGCACUGAAUGAGGCUCGGGAGAGUCUGUACCAGCAGUGGGAGCUGAAGAGGGGCUGGCUGGAGGGGAUGCGCCUGGAGCAGAUCUAUUACAGAGACAUCACAUACAUGGAGAAGAUCCUCAACUCACAGGAGAUCCAUCUGAAGAGCAGUGCUCUUGGGGACUCGGUGGACGAGACAGAAAGACUCAUCAAGAGACACGAAGCCUUUGAGAAGCUGCUGAGCUCCCAGGAGGAGAAGGUGACCUCCCUGAAAGAGCAGGCGGAGCAACUGAAGAAGGAAGGCUUGAAGAAGGACAGCACGGCUCACGUGCAGCACAAACUGAACUCAGUCCUGGAGAGGAGAGGGCGAGUGAAGGAGCUAUCAGCGAAGAGAUACAAGGAGCUCAGGACAGCCCAGCUGCAUGCACUCUUCAACAGGGACCUGGCGGAGGCGGAGGGCUGGAUUGCUGAGCGGAUGGAGAAGCUGCAGGAUGACUCCAGGAAGGACCUGAGUGAGCUCAGGGUGAAGAUGAAGCUGCUGCAGAAGCACCAAGCCUUUGAAGCUGAGAUCCUGGCGCACACCGAGAUCAUCGCUGCAGUGCAGAAAGAGGGUGAGGCUCUGGUCUCGCUGCACCACCCCAGGUCCUCGGAGGUGCGGCGGGGUGCCAAGGCUCUGCAGGACCACUGGGAGGCGCUGCGCAGGGCAGUGGUGGCGCGGGGGAAGCUGCUGGAGGACAGCAGAGACUUCCUGGAGUUUCUGCAGAGAGUGGAGCAGGUGGAGGCCUGGAUCAGACACAAGGAUGUUAUGAUCAGUGGUGUGUCCGUCAAGGAUUAUGAGCACGGGCUGCAGCUGCUGAAGAACACUCAACGAGUUCAGGGCUCCGGCGCAGCGGAAGUGACCGUGGACGACGCCCACAUCAAGGCUAUUAAUACUCUGGCCAGCCGGCUGGAGAGGCAAAACAAAGAGGAAGUGACCACUGUCCGGCAGCGCAGACUGCAGCUCAACGAGAGAUGGAACAGUUUCCAUGGCAACCUGAGUCGUUACCGGAAGAGGCUGGAGGGGGCGCUAGAGGUGCACUCACUGAUCAGAGAAUUGGAGGAGAUUCGGGAGAGGAUUGGGGAGAAGAGUCUGCUGAUGCAGGGGCUGGACUGGGGACAGGACGUGGCGAGCGUGGAGAUUCUGAUUCGCCGGCACGAGGAGACUCUGCGAGAGAUCAAAGUCAUCCAGGAGAAGACUGCGGCCCUGGAGAAGGAGGCUCGGAGCCUGGGGAGGACGGAGCCAUCCCUGGGGGGAAGGCUGAGCCAGAAGCAGCAAGGGGUGAAGGAGGCCUGGCUCCAGCUGGAGAGGGAGGCCAAGCUUCGUAAGGAGAAGCUCCAGGCCGCUCUGCAGCUCCAGUGCUUUAAUGCUGACCAGCGUGAGCUCCUCCACUGGGUCCAGAAGGUCACGACCCUGAUGUCAGAGAGCGGGAUGCCCAAGAACAAGAGCGAGGCUGAGAGCCUGAGAGCAGAGCACCGAGAGAGGAAGGCAAGUAUCGAUGCACGGCGGGAGCGCUUCGACUCAGUGAAGAGUUGCGGUUACAAGCUGACCUCCUCUAGACACUACGCCUCCGUGGAGAUCCAACAGGCUCUGGGCACGCUAGAGGAGGCUCGGGCUGGGCUGGACCGGGCCUGGCAGGACCACAGCCUGAGACUGGACCAGGCGCUGGAGCUGCAGAUAUUCUACAGCUACGUGGAGCAGAGUGAGAGCUGGCUGAGCAACAAGGAGGCUUUCCUUGCCAAUGAAGACCUGGGGGACUCCUUGUCCAGUGUGGAGGCUCUUCAGAGGAAGCACCACCACUUCGAGAAGACCCUGGAGGCUCAGCUGGAGAAGGUGGAGGCCAUGGAGAGGUUUGCACGACAGCUUACCCAGAAACAGCACUUUGACUCGGAGAACAUCGCCAGCAAGAGCCAGGCUGUGCUGCUCAGGAAGGGGAAGCUGCUGGAGAGCUGUGCAGAGCGCAGGGGGAGGCUGCAGGAAUCCUGGCAGCUGUACAAGUUCCUGGGAAACAGCUAUGAGGUGUGCUCCUGGCUCAAUGAGAGGAACGCAGUGGCGUUGGAUGAGAGCUGGAGGGACCCAACAAACUUACAGGCCAAGCUGCAGAAACACCAGAGCUUCGAGGCAGAGAUCACAGCCAACCAGAACCGUGUGCAGGCCAUCAAUGCGGAAGGGGAGGCGAUGCUGGCCGCGGGACACUUCACCCCAGACAAGAUCAGCACGAGACUGCAGGAGCUGCAGAGACUCUGGGAGCAGCUCCACACAAACUGCCAGCAGAAGAGGAGCCGGCUGCUUGAAGCUUACCAGGCCCUGCAGUUCCAGCGCUCCCUGCAGGAUCUUGAUGACUGGCUGUGCUCGGUGGAGGCUGAGCUCUCGAACCCGGACUGUGGCUCGGACCUGCCCUCAGUCACCCGGAUGCUUAAGGCCCUGGAGGGUGUGGAGGAAGGGGUCGAAGGUCACCUUGAGAGGAUUCGGGGACUGGUUGAGCGUGCCAAGCGCUUCCGGGUCGAGGGGAACUUCCUGGCAGAGGAGAUCCAGCAGCGUGUGGGAGAGACGGUGCAAAGGUAUAACAUGCUGUCGGAGCCCCUGGAGGAGCGCAGGGAGAACCUGGAGGCGUGGCAGCUGCUGUUCCAGUGCUACCGGGACCUGGAGGAUGAGCUGGUCUGGGUUCAGGACAGGCUGCCCCUGGCAUACUCACAGGACUGGGGCAACUCGGUGCACAGCACACAGGCACUGCUCAAGAAACACCAGGCUCUGCUCAGUGAGCUGGUCAGUCGGGAGCCCCUGGUCCAAGCUGUGCUCGAGGCGGGGCAGAGUCUGGUCAAGGGGCGACACUUUGCCGCUGCAGAGAUCGGGAAGCGUCUAUCUGAGCUGAGGGAGGCCAUGCACAGCCUACAGGGGGAGGCAGAGAGCCGGGGCAGGAAGCUUCAGGAGGCCCUGCAAAUACAGACCUUCCUUUCAGAGCUGUCCGAGCUGGAGUCCUGGAUGGGGGAACGGCGCCCCCCGCUGGAGGCCUCUGAUUUUGGGCGGAAUGAGGAGGCGACCAUGGCACUGCUGCACAAGCUGGACUCCAUCAGGGAGGGCGCGGCUUGGAGCUGCUACCCGGCACCCAGACAGGUACACAGUCACCGCAACCAAACGCAACCACUGACCCUUACACUCACACAGGUACAAAAAACGCAGCACCCAAACAGUCACCUGGUCUCGGAGCGGCUGGAGCCCAUGUUGGAUCAGUACCGGUCCCUGCUGCAGCUCUCCGCAGAGCGGCGAGCCAUCCUGGAGCAGCAGAAACAGCUGUACGUGUUCGAGAGAGAGGCCCGCGAGUUCAGCAACUGGGUCAGCACUAAAAAGAGUGCAGCAGAGUCUGAGGAGUAUGGGCAAGACCUGGACGCUGACCCGACAGUUUUCAUUGAUCAGGAGAGAGAAUGGGCAGAGGAGAGUGAGAAGAGGCAGAGGGAGGUACUGCUGAAGAAGUUUGAAGAUUUCUCCAUGGAAGUGAGUGCGCUGGGUCAAAGCAAACUGGAGGCCGUGCUACAGCUGGGGCAGGAAGUGAGGUCACCCGAGGGCCAGGAAAGAGAGGCAGAGCUGUUCCAGCUAUGGGAUGGGCUAAAACAGACAAUAGAGACUCGAGGAAAGAACCUGCAGUCUGCUCGCGAGGUGCACCAGUUUGACCAUGAUGUGGAUGAGCUGAAGAGCUGGAUAAGUGAGAAGAUGGCUGGGCUGGACUCUGAGGACCACGGGACAGACCUGCUGAGUGCACAGGCCCUGCUGAGACAGCAUGAGGGGCUGGAGCGUGACCUGGCUGCGAUCGAGAGGAAGGUGUCGGACACAUGUGCCGAGGGCUCAGAGCUGAGCGGCCGCUACCCGCAGGUUCGGGACAGCCUGAGCGAGCGGCUGGAGGAGGUGGAGCUCAGCUGGGAGAGCCUGCGUAGAAAAGCCAGUGAGCGUAGGGAGAUACUGAGCCAGGCAGUGACCGCACACACCUACUUCAGUGACUGGAGAGAACUCGCUGCAUGGCUGAACGAGACCCAGUCCCUGCUGGGUGCGGAGGAGCUGGGAGGGGAUGGGGGGGAUGUGGAGCUGCAGCUGAAGAGGCACGAGGAGCACCACAGAGAGAUGGAGAAGCAGGCGGAGAAAGCACAGGCCGUGAGGGAGCAGGGGCGCCACCUGCUGGACACAAAGCACUUCAUGAGCAGAGAGGUUGAGGAGAAGCUGGAGGAGCUCUCUGCGCUGGAGACUCAGGUUCUAGAGAGCUGGGAGACGCGGAGGGAGCUGUACCAGGAGGAGAUGGAGAUUCAGAGUCUGCAGAGAGAGCUGGAGGAGGCAGAGCGGUGGAUGAGCACCAGGGAGACUACACUGAGCGAGGACAGAUACGGGGACUCGGUGCCGGACGUUCUGGAACUCCUGAAGAGACAAGAGGACCUGGAGGUCAUGCUGUCAGCACAGGAGGAGAGAUUCAACCAGCUACUGGAGAGGAGGACCAAGAGAGAGCGGCGCCUGCAGGAGCUGCAGGGAGGCGGGACCAAGGAGAGGGAGCGGGUGAGCAGGGUGCCCUCGCUGCAAAGGAAACCCUCCGACCGGCGAGUGGAGGCUGAGAGGGGGAGGGGGAUCAAACCCAGCCCCCUGUCCUUGCAGCAGAGCCAGACCAGGGGGGCCAGCAGCAGCUUGGGGGAAGACACCAUCCUGUCCCCGGUCAGGCGCUUUGCACGAACCCCCCCCUCCCCCCGACCCCUGGGACUGCAGACCACUGUCCCAGCAGGAAAGAGGAACCUGAAGACCCCAAAAUCCCCCACUAAACCCCCCCUGCUACCCAAACCCUCCCUGACGCAUCGGGACCCAGGGGAGCGAGGGGAGAGAGAGACCCAACCCCCUCCUCGCGCUGCCCCCAGACUCACUGUGACAAAAGAGCUAUCGGAGCCACUGCUCUCUGCUCCCAGUCCAGCUCUGCAGGAGGAGAGGUUGGAGAAGAUUCAACAGAACUCCACGGCAGCACUGUCUGAACCUGACAGUCCAACUCAGCAGACCCAGCCCAGUGUGAACAGAACCGCCCAGCCCACUGCCCCCCACGAACUGCAGAUCCAAAGUGGAGCCCCUCAGCCAAGACUCAGCAGCGUGAUCGGAGAGAGCUCCCCCAAACUCUCACCCAGGACAGGGAGGGACAAAGAGAGGCAGGGCAGCAAAGACAUCCUCCCCAGGAGGACCCCGUCUUUCAAGCUGAGACAGGGGGGGGAGGAGAGCCCCGCGCAGCCUGACGAGACAGAUUCAGCUAUCAGCGGCAAACCCUCUCCCCCAACCCCCACUGCCACCAGGCUCUCCUUGGGACUCCAGGACAUAGAUAAAGAGGAGGGGCUGUCCGCUGUGCCGGAUCUGGGGUCCUCAAAGAGGAAAGCCCCCUCAGCACCCCCCUCACAACCAGCUGAGGACACGAGUCCUGAUGACAGUGCGGAGAUUGCCAUGGAAGCAGGAGCCCCCCCCAAGCCCCCACACACAUACUACAACCAGCACAGCUACCCGGAGUUGGGGGAGGUCCAGGAGAAGAGCCGAACCCAGGACCAGGACCAGGGGAGUCUUGCUGCAGCCACACACAGCCCUGCCUCAGGGUUCCACGCUCAGAGCCUGAGGACGAGGAACCUGCCCUCUCACAACACAGCCCCUCCGGGAGCCUCAACACAUAGCGACAUCGGCAGCAACGAGAAGCCGAAGAAAGACAAGAAACUCUUCAAGAAACUCUUCAAGAAGUGAUUCCCCAUUACCAUCCCUGCACAGAGACUGUCAGCUAUUCAGACAUCCUAAAUAAAACAGUCCAUUCCAAUCCUGGACCGUGACCCAACCAGGUCCCUGGAUACUGAACUGAGCAGUGCAGAGAGCCUGGUUCCAGUCCGGUCCGUAAUUGGUUAUUUGAACCCUAGUGUCGAGUAAUUAGAAAUCUCAGAACGUUCAUCCUCCAAUCAGGAAGCUCCAUUAUGGGACUCUAACUCGGUAAACACAACCAAAAGGCAAACAAGUGAGCAGUUUAAAAGAUGGAAAUGUGUAGCAGUGCAGGUAUUUGACAGCAAUAAAACCCAGCUUAGAACGGGCAACUACCAGACAGUAACGCCCUCAACGGCUGGCUGAUUUAAGACCUGGCUAGAGCAAGGCACUGGAUAGGAAUGGACUGACAGGGCUGUUAAAUUAGCAGAGAGAACGAAUCAACCUCUUGAUCUGGAGAGAGAAAUGAAGAGCCUAGUAGGGCACUAGCUAGAGAUUUCAUUUUUUGUUUUCUGAAAAGCUUGAUUUUUUUAUAAAUUGAAGGGUGUGUGUGGGGGUGUGUGUGCAAAUUUUAACAUUUAAAUCAGUACACAUUUAUUAUAAGGUUUUUUGAAGGUUUUGGUACCAAAUGUGGGAUUUUUUUUUUUUUCUAUAACAAGAGUUUUGUAGUUGUUUCGCUAUGAUACUUAAUAAUGUGUAUAAAUAUAAUGGUGUCGUUCAUGGCCAGGGAUCCCUCAGACAGCUUGCCUGCAGUCUUUGCUUUGCUGUGUGCUUUACUGCUCUACUGCCUUUGUACCUGCAGGACUGGCUCUAUAUCUCACAUGUGGAGGACCUUCCUAUAAUCUACCUGUCAAUAUACACUAUAUAGAUAUCGAUAAAUAGCUAUAAACAAAUAUGUAACCAUGCAUGUG
Messenger RNA from Polyodon spathula (Mississippi paddlefish), 12863 nucleotides. It is a transcript of the gene sptbn5, whose product is annotated as spectrin, beta, non-erythrocytic 5. Gene Ontology annotation, molecular function: actin filament binding. Gene Ontology annotation, cellular component: cortical actin cytoskeleton; cell junction; cell projection. The record is from RefSeq and is a predicted model, not a curated record. NCBI's taxonomy places the organism in Eukaryota, Metazoa, Chordata, Actinopteri, Acipenseriformes, Polyodontidae. Gene Ontology annotation, biological process: actin cytoskeleton organization.